Heterobilharzia americana is the source of this 6024-nucleotide messenger RNA. NCBI's taxonomy places the organism in Eukaryota, Metazoa, Platyhelminthes, Trematoda, Strigeidida, Schistosomatidae. The record is from the annotation of a GenBank genome assembly.
AUUCAAUGGCAGACAUUUAAAAAUAGUGGAGAUUGAUUUUUCCAUGUGAUCAAUAACUGGCCUGUUUAGAUAUUGUCGGAAGACUAAUUAUGCAGCUAGUUUCAUUCUUAUUCGUGGAUAGUGUAUUAGUUGGAGUAAUAGAUGAAACGAAGAUUAUUCAUUUAUUAUUUUAAACAAUUUAUUUAACAGAUGCCAGCAUUUUGCAAUGAUAAAUUUGCUUACUUUCAAGAAUAUUUUUAGUUAAAAGAUGUCUUACAAAACCAAUUUUGAUAACAAAAGUCGUCCAAAAUCUGAACCAUCAAUCAGUGCAGUCAUCGAGACUACAUUGAUACCAGGACAUUUUUUAAAGUGUAGAUCAUCUAGAAAAACGAGACAUAGAACAUCAGUAAAACUUGAUUUAACGAUUAGUUGUAGAACGAAACACAAUGAAAGAGGUAAAUUCAGAAAUAAAGUUGAUAGUGAAGAAGAAGAAUUACUGGAGAAAACUCAGAAAUCAACCGGUGAAGAUCUUCAUACCAAGAUUCUACCAACUACAGCUAACGAUUCAACUUCUUUUGUUUACCCACAACCAUUGCAAAAUCUUGUCCAUUAUCAAUCACAGCAGAUGCGUUUUAACACAACUUUUGAAAAUGAUUUAAAUAAACUAAACUUAAAACAUGAAAGUAUCGAAAAUCUAAUUGUUACUCCCAAGUUUAAUUCUUCCAAAAGUUUACCUAACAUUGAACAACAAGUGCAUCCACAAAGUGAGUCUCACACUUGUGGUCCUGUUGAAAUUGUACAAAAGCCAAGAGGUAUUGAAACACCGAAAGCGACUGAGUCAAAAGAAGACGUUACAGGUGAAUUAACCACCUUACCACUAUUAUAUAAUGCAAACCCGCCAUUAUCAUCACACUCCCACUAUUCAAAAAAAUCACUAGAUAUUGCUGAUAAUGAAGACAUUACUGCUGCAAAUCCUCCUCCCAACCUAGGAAUGAAUGAACAUGCCGAAGGAUUCAAUUAUCCAGAAUUUAGUUAUGACGUUUAUGAAGAAUGUCGUUAUGAUAAAGAUCUGCAGUCCACAAGCCCUAAAAAGCUGAUUGAUAAUUUGGAAUUCGAAAGUGUUGUUAAUAUCGAAAUCCCAACAAUCUUUACGACUGAAGUUAUGGAGACUGAUUUACAACAAACUACAAACUACUCUGGUGAAAAAGGGAUUAGACAUUAUAGUAAUGUUGAGACUGAGUCUCAACUUAUAGCAGAGAAGACGCCAUCAUUAUUGAUGCUGACACUAUCAAACAGUAAACUUGUACAUGACGAACUUGUUGAUAAUGGUUCAAAAAAAAUUGUAAGGACCCCUUUGAAGGAAUCAAAGGAUUUAUCGAUAGAACAAACUUCAAAGUUUAACGAUGCCUUCCAAAAAUAUGCUCAAGAAUCACAAGUAAGUCUAAAUGAGGUAAGUGAGGAUUUAAAAGCUGUCCGAAUCACUUCAUACCUUUUACUCAAUCAACGGACAGAACCGACUUACUUAUUAGAAGAAACUGACGAAAACGAAGGAUUUAAAAUCUCAACACCAAAUAUUUUACAUAGGAAAACAGAUGUUAGUGAAUCGCAGAUGUAUACUGGGAAAAAAAGUAAUCAAGCUCUGCAAAAUCCACUAGCCAAUAAGUCCUCGAUACCAGAUAACUCUGAAGGUAAAACAGUAGACUCAAAGGAGAUUGUUCAGUCGCAAACGGUAUUCACAAAUGCGUUCUCUAGGACUGUAGAAACUGAAGAAACUACUACCGUUUCCAUCGCUUAUUCUGAUCAAAAACUAAGAGAUCAUGAAAAUCGACAGUAUGAAUUAAAACAAAGUACAGAUGGAGAAAAUGGCAUGCACUAUCAAGAGUUACCCGGCCUUUUUAUGGAAUCACAACAGACUGUAAUUCUAGACAGCUAUCAAACAAACUGCCAAACACAGACGGAGUCCAGUAUUAAGACAGAGCAGUGUGUGGAACCGAUUCUAUCAACAGAAUCCAACAAAAGUGUGCCAGUAAGUGUGAGCAUUACAUCUUCACAAGUUGAUCAGUCUGAUGCAACAGAUGAUUGCUCACAACUUCAAGGACAAGACCACUUUCCUUACAUUGUAUAUAAACAGGAUGAAAAUAAAACACAUAGAUAUUCUUUAGACAAGUUUAUAACAAUUGAAAUAUCCACUGAAAAAUCUGUGUCUAACGAACCGAUUGAUAAACCAGUUUUAGAUGCUAAAUUUGAUGGUGAAAUAAGAAAACCAUACUUUAAUGAAACUCAACUGUCCCAGAAACAUUUAGCGAAAAUCUCAUCUGAUGAGAAUAAUUUUAAACGUGAAAUAAAAGAGUUUUUAUCAAAACAGGAACAAAAUAUCAUUAUUGAACAUGAAUCAGACGAAAAAUAUUCAAGCGAUGUUAACACCCUCCAAGUGAUUGAAACACACACACCUGAACCACAAAAGCCAAGCCUUACUAAUAUUUCCUUAAACUCAUCUAGAAAAGGGAUUUUAUCGUCAGUUGUUUCUACUAACUCAUUUGUAGUACGAAGUAUUACUGAAACACCUUCAACACUUCCAGUUCACUUCAGAGGUCUGAAUAUCGAAAUGGAAAGAGUUCAUUCAACUCGAAGUGAGACGUCUAUUCAUUCACAUUCUACUCCAUCACCUAUUUUAGUCCCUGAAGACCAAUUGGGAUCCUUCUUACCGGUUACCAAAGAGCCUGACCUUACUAAUUUUACUCCGCUUAUUCUUCCAGCACGAAAUUUGAAAACAAGUGAAGCCAUGGAUACCGAGACCGAUGCAUCUAAAAAAGAAGUGCAACCAUCCAUAGUCCAGACAGUAAUUCCAGUAAGCCCCGAAGUGAAUACUUCAGAGACUUCUAUAUUUAUUCAGAAAACUGAUAUGAGUAAGAAAUUGGAGUCCAUGAGCUCAGAGUCUAGCGAUCACCUAGUAAGCAAUCAAAAAGCAGAUCUUGUUCCUCCAACGUAUGAUAAAGAUUUUGUAUCCAACAUGUCAACCAGCAAGAUACUUCAUAGCCAUAGGUUUGUAGAACUUACCAUUUCAGAUACACACCUGCACGAAGUGAAUCCUUCGGAGAUUCCUCCUGUUGUAGUAAAUAAGGAAUUUAAAUCAUUUUCAGUUCAAAACAACGAGGGAAUUAUAGAUGAUAUAAAAAAUGCAAUAACUAGUCAGUUUAAAGGACCAGUUGAGUCAUUGGAUUGGUGUAUUUCAGAAGAAACCAGAAAUGGCACACAAUUAUAUGUUAAUGAUCCUCCUUUUAAAAUCCUGAAAGAUCCAGAAUUACCCAGCACGCCAGUUAGUACUACACCUGAAAACACUCAGUUUACACCAAUCAAUGUCCCUACCCUGGAAGCGGUGGAUUCAAUGAAAGUUCUGAAUGACUCAGUUAAAGAUGAAUUGUACCAGCAGACUGUUGAUACUAAGGCUGACGUUUUCGGGAAUCUUAGUCAAGUAGAAGUUUCAAUAUCUAUGGAACAUACAGACAACAUGAAUCGUUUGGAUUUCGUUCAUUCGGUAGAAAGUAAUAAAUAUACGGAUCCUGAAUAUAUACCGCCUCUUUCACUGGAAAUUGAUGAUCAAGAGUUAACCUGUUUACCUCCCAAGAUAUCAUUCAAAGAAACACACUUCAAAUCAGUUGAAGUUCCUACCGAAAAGCCUCAGGUAGUCACUGUACCGACCAUUCAACCUUAUCAUAUUAAACAAGAAUCAACUCCAUCCCUUGUUCCACUAAACUUACUAAUAAAUUUGACUAAAUGCAAUAUUGGUGUGACAAAUUCUUUGGAACAAAAUCAACUCAAAGAAGCAGUCGAUUCCGUGUCAUCGGCACAGAGUUCCAAAAACACAAAGGACCGUGAACUGAAUUCUAUGCACUCAACCUUAAAACAGGAUGCAUCUUUUAUGGCAACUGACAGCAGUGAUGAAAAUCACCAUUUCAUGUCACCCACUAUGACUUCAGAAAAACUAAAGAUAGUAAAUUAUGUUACCACUCCAUCCUGCGUUCCUCAGGAAGAACUAAGCAGACAGAUUUUACAAAAGACUUCUCCUGUAAAUAUUAGUAUUAAUCAGAAAGAUCCCAUACCAGUAUUACAACCAAUCAAUAUAGACAGGCAUGAAGCUUCGAAUAUGCACGAACUGGUUCAAAAAGAGAAAAUCCCGAAGGCUAAUGCAAUUGAUACCCAAAAUGAAUUUUCCGUGAGAUUUGAGGAACAAACCCAGGGGUGUUUCACACUGAGUGAAAGUUUCAAGAAUUAUUUGGAUGGUAGAAAUGAUGAACAGCUGGAAAAUAUCACAAACAAACUUUCACAAUCAUUAGAGGUUGAAAAAAUGAGCAUAAGGAGUACAUCAUCUGACAGGCUAUUAGACAGGAUGUACUCAUCAGCUAUUUCGAGUACAGAUCCUGGUCAACUUUUAGAUUCGAAUCGACAAGUGAAUUUCAUACAUUUAUCAAGGAUUGAAAACAACAUUUUCCCACAAGUGGACAGUUUUCACAAGCAAGAGGUCACUAAGGGUCAAUCCCUAGAAAAAACUGAAGUUUCUGAGUCGUCUGUGAGAGUAAAUAUAAUUAAGUCUGACGAGAACAGUACUGAGACUUCAGAAAUUGUCAAUAAAUGCGGAACAUCACCUACUCAGUUGACUGGAGUCAGCAGACCAAUCAUCAAGAUUGCCACAUCUUUCGACCAUUCUGAAGAAUGUACGAAACAACCGCCUGUUGAAGUCAAGUCACAAGUAGCAUUGAGUAAUGAUCAGAUAUUGACAAAUCUGCAUGUUCAGUUUUCCGAUCAGAACAAACCUAUGGGAAUAAAAGAUCCAGUUCUUGUCGAUUCAGUAUAUAAGUUACACUCAAUACAUGACAUAUCACCCGAUGAUCAAAGUGAUAACCGUCAGUUUUCAUCAGUUAAGGUCUCUUCUGAACAAGAUAAAGAAGAAAUGAACUUAAUUGAUGCUACAUGCAGUAAAAAUUUACAGUUGGAUAAUGUAUUAACUGGUCCUUCCACGAAAAUUAAAACUAAUCAAACAGACUCAUCAUCAUUUGUUCAGUCAAAGGCUCCGAGGAAUCUUCCUCGGUUAUUUUCUUCCAACCUUAGAACAGCUAGUACUACUCUUUUACGGUUACCAGAACUUUCAUUGCCUUUUUGCAGCAGAAAUCUGAGUGGAUACUCCUCUCGUUUGAUGAAAAGCAGUCCUGGCUAUCCAUCAAAUGUUGGUACUCAUGGUGUUGAUAUGCAAUUACAUUUACGUACUUUACCUAUACGUAACAAAUAUCCUGAAAAAUUUGAUAAGAAUGGUCGGGAAUCAAGUUAUUGUCGUCAGCAUUCACAAUUUCAAUCUGUCUCUGCCCCUUGCCGUAGUCCACAACGUAAUCAUUCACCAUUUCCUAAUUACUGUCAAACUAAUCCGUGCGUUCCACCAGUCUCACAUCAUUCUGCUAUUCCCUGUAGCUGCUCAAUGAUACCACGUAGCCAUAGUCAUGGCUCCAGAUAUGAAGACGGUCGAGUAAUGUCAACUUCGAAUCAGCCCAUUACUACUUUAUUAAGCUGUCAUCAUACUAAAGUGAAUGUUGAGAAAUAUCAAACUUCAAGUCGCGAAAAUCCUCGGGAUUUAAAUCAAAAAGUGAACCAUUCACCAUCAUCAAACAGACGAGUUAGUAGAUGCAUGUCACCAUGUGUUGUAUAUUCCUAUUGUUCACAGGUUCGCUAUUCACACGGUCUUUUAUGUUGUGGUGGCAGUCUACAUCGACACAAAAGUAUGGCCUACCUUAGUACAUCAUCUAAUAGAAGAAUACCUGAACAUGAAUCCUACUGUAAUAUUAAUAUCUUGAAUAAACAUGACCGUGCUACAGGUGUAAGCCAUUUGAAACUACCUCUCAAUCAUUUUUAUCAAAAGUAAACUGUCUCAGCCAUUUCAUAGCAAUGGUUCAAUGUUCAAUGAGCUGAAACAUAAAUUUAUUUAGCACAGACACUAGUAACACCUUCGACAGAUUUUUGUUAAAAUCAUUUUGUCAAAAAUUGCAAUUACUACUGUCA